AUGGAUGGAAAGCACCAUGGUCACACACACCUUCAGGCACAAUGGUUGGCUAGGGUCAUUUGCAUGACACAGAUGGCCUCGGAGACAUUUGCCGAGAUACAGCGAAAUAGGGACACCAAUGCGGCGAGGUUGGCGCCUCGACAAGAAAGAAUUUUAGGCCCGGGCCAAGCCCGAUGUUUAUCUGCCAUCUGCCAUCGUGGACUUUUGCUGUCAGGCAUGUUGGGGGCAACGACAACGACAGCUCGCGCUGUGGUUGGUGGGAAGUUCGGCAUGCGAUCCCGGAAUAUCUCCCGGACAAAUUCCCUUCCCCCAACCCCCGGGGGCCCUACUUUGACUCGGGUGGAUUGUGCGGUGCAAUUGGCGGGCGAUGCGCGGCACGACGAGCUCGAUGUGGAUGGAGGGGUGUGA
Messenger RNA from Colletotrichum destructivum, 408 nucleotides. RefSeq lists its product as uncharacterized. The record is from RefSeq and is a predicted model, not a curated record. Lineage: Eukaryota; Fungi; Ascomycota; Sordariomycetes; Glomerellales; Glomerellaceae. The transcript is spliced from 2 exons. Bases 1 to 408 code for a protein of 135 amino acids.